Molecule: messenger RNA, 1758 nt
Organism: Rhincodon typus (whale shark)
Lineage: Eukaryota; Metazoa; Chordata; Chondrichthyes; Orectolobiformes; Rhincodontidae
Gene: cops5
Product: COP9 signalosome subunit 5
Exons: 8
Coding region: 366-1376 (336 amino acids)
Biological process (GO): protein deneddylation
Cellular component (GO): COP9 signalosome; cytoplasm
Molecular function (GO): metallopeptidase activity; protein binding; deNEDDylase activity
Source: RefSeq, a predicted model, not a curated record
UCCUCCGCCAGAGGGCGGCUCACUCGCUGACAGCUCGGGAGACCUCAGUGACAGAUUCCCCGUUGAUCUUAACCUGCUGUUAAAUUCAGCGAACAAACUAAAAUCGGAUCACAACGCGUUGACAAUCUAUCCUAAACGACAUUUUUAAUUUAACUCGCUUGGAUUGUUUGGUCUGAUUUGCACCCUCCGCCCCCUGUCCCCGGUGCAGCGUGGUGGGUGGUGCCGGGCCGGAGCUGUCGCCGCUGGGAGGGGGCCUGAACUGAGGCCGAGGCCGAGGCCUGGGCCGUUGACGGUUCGGUUGGUAUUUGGAGGUGAACCUUCAAACCGGUGAGGAGGAGGAGGCAGAGGCAGGUGUAGGGGAGAAGAUGGCUGGUGCGAGUGGUAACGUCGCGCAGAAGACUUGGGAGCUGGCGAAUAACAUGCAAGAAGUUCAGAGCAUCGAUGAAAUCUACAAAUACGACAAAAAACAACAGCAGGAAAUCCUCGCGGCGAAACCCUGGACUAAGGAUCAUCAUUACUUCAAAUACUGCAAAAUCUCAGCUCUUGCACUUUUGAAGAUGGUGAUGCAUGCCAGAUCAGGUGGAAAUCUGGAAGUGAUGGGGUUAAUGUUGGGUAAAGUGGAUGGUGAAACAAUGAUCAUAAUGGACAGUUUUGCUCUCCCUGUGGAAGGAACGGAAACAAGAGUCAAUGCUCAGGCUGCUGCAUAUGAAUAUAUGGCUGCCUAUAUAGAGAAUGCUAAACAGGUUGGACGUCUUGAAAAUGCAAUUGGCUGGUAUCAUAGUCAUCCAGGUUAUGGAUGCUGGCUUUCAGGAAUCGAUGUUAGUACUCAGAUGUUAAAUCAACAGUUUCAGGAACCAUUUGUAGCAGUUGUGAUUGACCCAACAAGAACUAUAUCUGCUGGAAAAGUAAACCUAGGGGCAUUCAGGACAUAUCCUAAGGGUUAUAAACCACCUGAUGAAGGUCCUUCAGAAUACCAGACUAUUCCACUUAACAAAAUAGAAGACUUUGGAGUACACUGCAAACAGUAUUAUGCCCUUGAAGUUACUUAUUUUAAAUCAUCUUUGGAUCGUAAGCUACUUGAACUUCUGUGGAACAAGUAUUGGGUGAACACACUUAGUUCAUCAAGUUUGCUAACAAAUGCUGAUUACACCACAGGACAAGUCUUUGACUUGUCUGAAAAGUUGGAACAGUCAGAGGCUCAGCUUGGUCGAGGCAGUUUCAUGCUUGGUUUGGACACCCAUGAUAGAAAAUCUGAAGAUAAGUUAGCCAAAGCUACACGAGACAGCUGCAAGACUACCAUAGAAGCAAUACAUGGCUUGAUGUCCCAAGUUAUUAAGGAUAAACUCUUCAAUCAGAUCAAUGUACCUUCUGCUUAAUUUCUGGCAAUCUACCUUCUCUGUCUGGCAAAGAAAACACCUUGCAGAAUGUGUGUGUGGUGCAUGAAGAGACUCCUUUCAAUUAAAAAAAAUUAAAACAGACAGCAUCUGUAAUUAGAUCCCAAGGUUCUGGUGACACAUAGAGAACUACUGGUUGUUUUCUUGGAUUUUGUCAUCUUGACUGUCUUAAUUCUAAACAAUAUUGCUGAAGUUUCAUUAAAUGGCAGUUUAUCUGACCACCUUGCUUCAUUAAUGGUAAACCCACUCUUUAUUGAAGCAUCAGACAUCCAAAAUAAGAAAUAAUUCAUGAUGGAACUUCUAAAAAUAGAAAAGUGUGAACAGUGAGUGCUUUGAUGUGUUAUUAAAACAAGUUAAUAUACAA